CGUGCCACAGGAGGGAGCUGAGGCAGGAGGCCCCGCAGCUCCCGCAGCUCCCGCAGCGCGGGGCACAGCCCCGGCACGCGCUUCCCGCGCAACAGCUUCGGCUGCGGGAGGCGCCGCAACCAGCAGGGCCGGCUUCCCCGAGCGCGGGGAAGAUGCGAUGUUUUCCGUCAGGGAGCACGUCGGGGCUUCCUCAUUCUUGGCUUGGGCCAAGCAGCCACAGCAUGGACUGCCGGCUCUCCUGCAGGCACUGAAGUGGCUCGGAAGCACCGCCCAUGAGCCGAGGCACCAGCUCAGGGAUGGAGGUGUCGUUGCCUGGAUCAUCCUUCUUGCCCCUUUUGAAGACGAGGUCCUUUCAGGGACUUCUUCAACAACCAAGCAAAAAAAAUGGAAGCACUGACAUUACAUCUGUAAGAGAAAAAGGUUUAGAGAUAUGGAGCUUGAAAGAAUAAUUCAAGACACACUGACGCACUUCAUCCAGUCCCACAUCCCUGCAGCAGACCUCAGUGGGAUGGAUGAUGUUUUCUUCUCUUAUAUCACGGGUGUCCUGGAAGAGCUAGGCUCACCAGAGCCUUCUGAGGAGACCCUUGACAUGGACACCUUUGUAGAAAUGAUGGAGGCAUAUAUUCCUGGUUUUGCAGAAAUCCCCAGCGGGGAUGUUUGUGAAAUGAUGUUCUCCCUCUCAGAAAGGCUUGGUGAAGCUCGCAACAAAGAAAAAUGUGGCCAAAAGGCUGUGGAAAGCGGGAGUGAAGCACCUUCUGAAGACCUGCUCAAGGGCCAGGAGACUGGAGCCGGAGCCUGCAAUGGGGAGAGGCUGUGCUCUCCAACAGACGGAGCCAGGGCCCAGGAGAAUGAUGACUUGAAGGAUGGGGUAGAGCUGCUACUGGAGAUGUUCCCAGCCUGUACUGUGAGCCAGGCAGAGAAGGCACUUGGCAUGGCAUUGGGGAACUUGGAGGAGGCAGUGCAGUUAAUUGUGGAGGAGAAAGUGGAAAUUGGUCCAGCAGGUGUGAGUGUGAAGGAACUGGCACGGCCCCGCAGAGCACCCAACCACGAGGAACUAAAACAGGUUAUCCUACAAAAAUACAUGAUGGUGGAUAGUGCAGACGACCAGAAAACACAUCGGCCAGCUCCACCCAAAGAGGCUCCCAAGAAGUUGAUACGCUAUAUUGAUAACCAGGUGGUGAGUACAAAGGGAGAGAGGUACAAAGACAUCAAGAAGCCUGAGAGUGAGGAGAUGAAAAGAACCUACAUCAGCCUCAAACCAGCCAGAAAAUACAAGUUCCACUGACAGCCAGGUCAUCCUGCUCUUCAGCCUUCAUCUCACCAUCCAGGCAUAGCUGGACAAACACCUGGCACUAGGGAUGAGGGGACUCCUCCACCUGCCACUAACUGGAACUAACAUGGGAGCCAGCAUACUGCUUCAGCUUCCUCGGCUAACCUGGUUGACAAGGAGGAGCCUGCUCUCCUUGUGUAGCUGUCCCUCUGCCCCCAGGGGCACACCACAGUGGCUCUCUGGGGCCUGGGCAUUCUCCGCUAUUUCUUGCAUGGGACAUUUUUAGAUCUAAGAUGUAGCUUGUGCUUUUACAGCAAGCUUUUUACAAGUCUGUGUGUACUGUUGCUCUAAAUUGAGUGCAAGUGUUAAUAAAGAUGAUGUGAGUUGGUGUGUAGUUCA
Molecule: messenger RNA, 1669 nt
Organism: Apus apus (common swift)
Lineage: Eukaryota; Metazoa; Chordata; Aves; Apodiformes; Apodidae
Gene: CUEDC2
Product: CUE domain containing 2
Exons: 11
Coding region: 431-1285 (284 amino acids)
Molecular function (GO): ubiquitin binding
Source: RefSeq, a predicted model, not a curated record